CUCUCUACCUUCUGCCCCACACCAAAAGUGAUCAGGUGCAUGACCAACACCCCUGUGAUUGUCCGGGAAGGUGCUACAGUCUAUGCCACUGGGACUCAUGCGGAUGUGGAGGAUGGAAAGCUCCUGGAACAACUGAUGGCCAGCGUGGGCUUCUGCACCGAAGUGGAAGAGGACCUGAUAGAUGCUGUAACGGGGCUCAGUGGCAGUGGCCCUGCCUAUGCAUUCACUGCCCUGGAUGCUUUGGCGGAUGGGGGAGUGAAAAUGGGACUUCCCCGCAGACUGGCCGUUCGACUUGGAGCACAGGCUUUGCUGGGUGCUGCUAAAAUGCUGUUAGAAUCUGAGCAGCAUCCUGGUCAGCUGAAGGACAACGUCUGCUCGCCCGGAGGAGCCACCAUCCAUGCCUUGCACUUCCUAGAGAGCGGUGGCUUUCGUUCACUCCUGAUCAAUGCUGUGGAGGCUUCCUGCAUCCGGACAAGGGAGCUGCAGCAUAUGGCAGACCAAGAGAAGAUCUCUCUAGCAGCCAUAAAGAAGACUUUGUUGGAUAAAGUGAAGCUGGAGUCUCCUUCUCUGUCAGUGGCAUCUGCCGGCAAAGUCAGUCUGUUCACCAGUAAGAGCCCCAGCAGCAAGAAGAACUGACCAGACUGCUGUAGUCUGGCUGUGCUGAACAUCAGUCUCCUCCGUGCGCUUUCUUUUUCGUCUAAGGAAAAACGUUCACUCUGAAUGUUGGUGUCCCCCAUACCCGGCUCUUGGCUUGCAGCAGCUGUGAGGCAGGGCAACGCUG
Messenger RNA from Tauraco erythrolophus (red-crested turaco), 781 nucleotides. The record is from RefSeq and is a predicted model, not a curated record. Lineage: Eukaryota; Metazoa; Chordata; Aves; Musophagiformes; Musophagidae.